GAAACACAGCUGAGUCGGUCAAUUUCCUUUACAGGUUAUCCAAUCAGGCGCAGUCCUAAAAGGAGCACCUUUCUGCACGGUCGCUGUUUCCAUCCAAUCCCCAAUCGAAAAAGAGAAGAAAAAAAACUAGCAUGGACACAAAUGACAUGUUUGGUGAGAUUUAUUAUUCACUUAUUUUAUUGAAAGGGAAUACUCACACUAGCAAAAUCCUUCUAACCUUGUCUGCAAGCUGAAUUAUCGCGGUAUUUGUGAGUAAACAAAAAAUACUGUGACAAACUCAUGUCGGUUUAUUAUCCUUCACGGACUUUAUUAUAUAUAUUUUUUCUAUGUAAUCAACCGUGAAAAUAACGAUCGCCAUAUAGAAUUUGUGCAAUUGUUAUUUUUGUUUGUAGCUGUUUCUAACGGCAGUUGUGUGUUGUUAUUUUAAUUGUAGCAGCUACUUGCUAGCUAAUCCAAGAAACGAGACAGCAGCUAAUUCUUAAGCGACGCAUUUCUUGUUGCUGAUUAGCAGAAACAGAAAAUAUGAUCUGGUCAACAAUAUAGUCAUCUUGUUAGUAGUUUCUCAUCAGACAAUCACGAACCAACCCAUGUUAUUUAAUUAACACGUUCACAUUGAUAAGGAAGGAACUCCGCCCCUGCCAAAUGACAGCGUAACGGGUUGCCUAGCAACAAUCAAAGAGAAAAGAACGUCACCUAUGACGAAUAGCAUCUCUGCCAUGUGGGCUUUUCCGUACAUUUCUCGGCGCACGUUAGUGAAAGAAAAGUUUAGUCAGUGCCUGAUUGAGAUACAACGCCAACAUGGAUUUUGUUGAAGGUAGCAUUGGCAUCUACAGACCCCUUAUGGUAUGUAUAUUCAGGUGUAUAUUUGAAACUGUGAGUAAAGUGCUAAUAUGAGUAUUUUCUUGUUUCCUUUAUAGAAGUUUUUUGACACUCCUGCAUACAAACAAUCAAUGCAGACUUGCUGGAAUGCUGUCUCCUAUAAACUACAAAUCGGAGUCUUGGCAGAACUUUUUAGGCUCCAGCAGAAUAACCUGAUCCCAUCUGAGGUAACUGCUGAUGCAAUGGCUGACCUGCUGGUGGAGGAGACAAAUAAUUCGCUUCGAGUAAAGCUUUGGGAGUUUGAUGUGGAAGAGUGCCAUGAGGCUCAGUCCAAACUGGUUUUUGAGGUGAACAGCAGCAUGAAGAUGAGAGACAUUGAUUUUGAAGCCAGGAGGCUCCUUGAUGCUCCUGAGAUGAUCCCUCCCUACUUAAAACAUAAUAGGAUCCUCCGCAAAGCUCAACAGUUUGCUGAGAGCUUGAAGCAGCAGAAGACCACUUGUGUUCAUCUACUCAGUUCACGUGAGAUGGUGAUAAAGGUUCUUCCAAAAGUCCUGCAGAGCUUUUGGUUGCCUCCUCCAACCACCCCCUUUACCAUGCCAUCCAGAUAUCUUAGCAAAAUGGCCGUCGGAGUGACGCAGGCUGUGUUGGACCGUGUCUCCCUGACAUUGUCCUCUGUCCAAAUCCAAUUCUCCUACUCCAUAAGAGACAAUUUGGUCCUGUCAAUCCAGGAAAAAGUGAGACAGGCUUUCAGUGUGCACGAACUGGUGGAGAGCAUUCACAGCUUUCAACCAGAGUUCUUAAAGACCCUUAUAGAUGUUACAGUUGAAGAAAUCAGUGCACGCUCUGAUCUUUUAGUGUCCCUCACAUCGUCACCAUCUCCAGAUCUGUCCUCAGAGACAGCUUCUCUCCCAGAUGAUGACAACCCGAGUGAGGAGCCAACCACAGAAAAUGACUCAAUCGUCAGCGAAGAAGCUGUUGAUUUACAAUUGGCUCAAUUACUUCCUUCAAGCAAAGAAGAGGAGGAAAUCAGUCAGUAUGUGAAAAUGAGCAUACUCAGUAACAUUUCAAACUGGGUGAAAACAAUAUUUGUCAGAGAGCACAGACUAAGAUCGUAGACUUCUUACAUUUACAUUUAUAAUCGGUGCAUUUGCCUUUGGAACCCAACUCCCGAAGCAGGUUAUUGCGAGUCAUUCAAAUAAUUUGAUGCAUGGCGAUGUCAGUGCAACAGUUCCCGCGUUGGCAGUGUUCUUGGGUGUUAAUCUUCACACUCCAGUUAC
Syngnathus acus (greater pipefish) is the source of this 2096-nucleotide messenger RNA. RefSeq lists its product as uncharacterized. Bases 951 to 1934 code for a protein of 327 amino acids. NCBI's taxonomy places the organism in Eukaryota, Metazoa, Chordata, Actinopteri, Syngnathiformes, Syngnathidae. The record is from RefSeq and is a predicted model, not a curated record. The transcript has 5 exons.